AUGGCGGAUCGACUUGCGCCAAUUACAGCUUUUGCGACCAGCCGACGGCACCAGCUGAUUGUCAUCUCAUGCUACACGCGUUUCGACAACUUGGCACAUGGUCCCCGGGGCAAAGAGGCCAAGAAGAGCCUCUACACCUUUUGGAUGGACACCAGUGACGGCCAGCUGGUGCUGCUGUCAGUGGUCCAGGCCCUCCAGUGUUUCCGGCCGGCCAGAUCCCUGCACCCGGCGCGUCUCGCGCCAGUAUGCGCCAGCACGGAGUCGGUUGCGGAAAACGGCAAGAUCGAUGCCUGGAGCGUGAAUCCGAAGACUGGGCAGCUCGCCAACAUCGGCAGCUUCGAUGCUGGGGGGACCUCCACGUGCUACAUCACCUUGGACAAGGCAUGUGAGAACAUGCUGGUGGUCAACUACUGGAAUGCGACGAUCGGUGUCUUCGCCCUAGACAAGGCGACAGGAGCCGUCAGUUGCCGACGCUCCCUUUUCGAUCCCAAUGAGGGACGGCCAAUGAAGGCGCGCCACGACGCCCAUGUCAAUCACUCGGAGAACGAUCCGAGCGCACAGCAGGAGAGGCAGGCGGACCCUCACUCGCAUGCCGUGAUCCUGGACCCCUUCUAUGGGCGGAUCGCCUACGUGCCGGAUCUCGGCAUGGAUUUGAUUCGCCAGUUCUACUACGAUCCGGAGGCUGGUGAGCUCACUGCCGCCGGGACCAUGUCUUCCGGGCCACCAGGUCGCAAGGCUCUGGGCCCUCGGUACAUCGAGUUCCACCCGACUCUGCCGAUAUGCUACGUGGUGAACGAGCUGGCAUCCGACAUUUCGGUUUUCGAAUUCGACCACGAAGCUACGGAGGCAAUCAUCAAAGCUGGGCGCCCCGGAGCGGCCCAGGCGCAGCCGACCUUGCGCCUGGUGCAGUCGGUUCGCACCAUCCCAGAUGCAUUCCCAGGGGAGGCCAACACUUGCGGCCGAGUGGCCGUGCACUCCUCUGGGAAUUUCGUCCUCGUCUCGAACCGAGGCCACGACAGCAUCACCGUCUUCAGGGUGCACUACACGCACGGCCACAGAGGCUUGUUGUCGGUUGCCGUGACGCAGCACACCCGAGGAGCGACCCCCAGGCAUUUUCAGUUUGACAGCUCCGGGCAGUGGCUCAUUACCGCGAACCAGGACUCCGACAACAUCUCGGUCUUCAGGUUCAACCUGGCAACUGGAAAGCUUGAGUGGACGGGAAAUGAGUACGAGGUGCCGUCCCCGAACUUCGUCUGCAACGUGGUGCCGCAUCAGCAGAUGGCGGGCUACGAUAAAGCCUCUGCAGCUCUGUCCAAAGCCGAUGAAGCGCUUCUUCGGCACGCUAUCGAGUGCUCCCGCCGGGCUGUAAAGAACGGGAAUCACCCGUUCGGCUGCGUAAUCGUGGUACGCAAGUCGGACGGUGAUGUCGUGGAGACGAUCGACGCAGAGAAUCGUGUUGUUACGGACAAUGACCCUUCGGCCCAUGCGGAGAUGUGCGGUGUCCGCCUCUUAGGCACAGCAGCCGCAGCUGCACGGGAGUCCAAGCGAUUUGACGGCUGCUCCUUCGAAUUGUUUACAAGCACCGAGCCGUGUGUUAUGUGCUGCGGUGCGAUCUACUGGUCUUUUAUGAUCGACCGCGUGGUGUACGCAUGCCCCGAGGCAGGGUUGGCCCGCCACGCUGGGGACGACUUUUUGGCAUCCUGUCGCGAGACACUGGCGAAAGGCAAGCGCCCGAUCAAGGUGGAGGGGCCAUUCCUGGCUGAGGAGGCAGAGCAGCUGCAUGCAGAGUUCUGGCCAGGCUUCUUGGCCUCACUUGGGGAGGUCUUCCGAGGAGGGCCCGAGAUCAAGCCUCUGA
Symbiodinium necroappetens is the source of this 1855-nucleotide messenger RNA. The record is from the annotation of a GenBank genome assembly. NCBI's taxonomy places the organism in Eukaryota, Dinophyceae, Suessiales, Symbiodiniaceae.